Hypanus sabinus (Atlantic stingray) is the source of this 3086-nucleotide messenger RNA. RefSeq names its product zinc finger protein 239-like. The record is from RefSeq and is a predicted model, not a curated record. The transcript is spliced from 2 exons. Bases 1418 to 2287 code for a protein of 289 amino acids. NCBI's taxonomy places the organism in Eukaryota, Metazoa, Chordata, Chondrichthyes, Myliobatiformes, Dasyatidae.
UGCUUAGUUGCUGCCUGAACUGCACAGUUCCUCCAGCAUUGUGUGUUUGUGUGUCUGUGUCUGUAUUUCUAGCAACUGCAGAAUCGUUUGUGUUUUAUAUCUUCAUUUGUAAGAGGGUUGUACUUCGGCAUUAGAUAAACAGAAUGCCUGUUGAUAUUGUUUUUGGGAGCCGCUUUCUACGUUAAAAGAGCUGCUGAGUUUUCUACACAGAAAAAACCCUGAGGUGUGGACAUAAAACCGGUGCUUGCAGGAACUUUUUAUGGCACCGUGAUUACCCAUAAAACCGUGCGUUUAAAAUUUCUCUGCCUCUGAACCACCAAUCAAAUGCGCAGGCGUCAAGGUUGUUGACGUAUUUAGAUCGCAUGCGCGCUGUAUACAAAAGGACUCAGCAGGAGCGUUCAAGGUAAGAAUGAAUCUACGGGCGGCUAUCUUAAACACCGAGUGUGGAACAAUUGCUCUGAUGCCGGACACCGUGACCCGCAAUCCCGGGACAGUCCUGCUGUCUUCCCCUUCUCUCAGCCCCACGAUCCGUACACAGGCCCUGGGAAGCUUACGGCUGCUGAGGGAAUGGGAACCGAUGGAUCUCUCAAACAGAGCUGAGAUCCAGCUAUUUAAAUGCAAGGAUUAGGAACUCGGCGAAAGGGAACAAAAUAUUUUACAUCACCAGUUGAGAAAAUCUUCUUUGUUCUACCUCCAAUCACAAACAAGAGAAAACCCGUGGAGAGGGCACAGUUUUAAGGUGCUUGGAAGCAGGUACAAAGGAGAUGUCAGGGGUGUUGUGCUCUUUAUACGGACCGUGGGUUACUCAUAACAAACUAUAUUAGGGAAGAAUUGACCUUUUAUUUAACAGCAACAAAACCACGUUUUACACUGCCAUGCUUCUCGAUCAUUCUUCAUUUCUGCGCAUUCUCAGAACUCUGUCCAGUCACGUCCUGGCACGUGAUAUCACCACGAGGGGUGAGUUUCUUUACGCAGAGUGAUGAGUGUCUGGAAUGGGCUGCCGGCGACUGUGAUGAAGGCGGAUGCAAUCGUGUCUUUUAAGAGGCUUCUGGUACAUGGUGCGCAGAAAAAUAGAGGACUAUGGGAAACUCUAGGUUAAAAACGAGAAGGAAUUUGUCUCCACGAAUCUCAGAUACGGCACGGCAAUUUUGCUGUCUCUGUCUGGAUAUUUAAGAAGUGGAGCAAGGGAUUCAAUCGACCAUUCUUCCUGCUCAGACUGUGGGAAUGGUUUCACUCGGUUAUCUCAGUUGAAGGUACAUCAGCAAGUUCCCACUGGGCAGGGCUAUUCAUCUGUUCUGUGUGUGAGAAAGGAUUCUGUCGGGCAUCCCACCUGCGGACAGACCAGUCCGAUCUCACUGGGCCGAGGCUGGUCAUCUGCUGAAUUUCAGGGAAGGGAUUCUCUCGGUCAUCUGACCAAAUGGCACACCAGCAAGUUCAUACCGGGAAGCGGCCAUUCACCUGCUCAGACUGUGGGAAGGGAUUCACACAGUCAUCCACACUACAGAUUCAUCAGCGAGUUCACACUGGGGAGAAGCCAUUCACCUGCUCAGAAUGUGGGAAGGGAUUCAGUCAAUCAUCCAACCUACAGAGUCACCGGCGAGUUCACACAGGGGAGAAGCCAUUCACCUGCUCAGACUGUGGGAAGGGAUUCACACUGUCGUCCCACCUACAGAGACACCAUCGAGUUCACACUGGGGAGAAGCCGUUCACUUGCUCGGUCUGUGGGAAGAGAUUCAGUGAGUCAUCUGACCUACUGGUACAUCAGCGAGUUCACUCUGGGGAGAGGCCAUUCACCUGCUCAGUCUGUGGGAAGGGAUUCACUCAGUCAUCCAACCUACUGGUACAUCAGCGAGUUCACACUGGGGAGAAGCCGUUCACCUGCUCAGUCUGUGGGAAAGGAUUCACACUGUCAUCCCACCUACAGAGACAUCUGCGAAGUCACACUGGAGAGAAGCCAUUCACCUGCUCAGAAUGUGGGAAGGGAUUUACACUGUCAUCCCACCUACAGAGACACCAGCGAGUUCACACUGUGGAGAAGCCAUUUACCUGCUCAGAAUGUGGGAAAGGAUUCACUCAUUCAUCCAUACUGCAGAUUCAUCAGCGAGUUCACACUGGGGAGAGGCCGUUCACCUGCUCAGACUGCGGGAUGAGAUUCACUUGCUCAUCUAAACUGAAGGUACAUCAGAGAUUUCACACUGGGGAGAAGCCGUACACCUGCUUAGACUGUGGGAAGGGAUUCACUCAAUCAUCCAACCUACAGAAUCAUCAGCGAGUUCACACUGGGUAGAAGCCGUUCACGUGCUCAGUCUGUGGGAAAGGAUUCACCCAGUCAUCCAAACUACAGAAUCAUCAGCGAGUUCACACUGGGUAGAAGCCGUUCACGUGCUCAGUCUGUGGGAAAGGAUUCACUCAGUCAUCCCAAUUACUGGCGCACCAGUCAGUUCACAAUGGAGAGUGGCUGUUGUUAUGAAUCCCUGGGUUUUGUUUGCUGUGGACUGUCAUUUUAAGAGAGAGACAGAUUAAGAAGGUGAAUCAGUCUGACUUGCAGCUUGUUUACAUUGCUCACAACUUGUUUAGUUUUAACUGAGGACACAGACACUCAGAGUCAGACGGAGACGAAGGAGGAAAAAUGAAAGGAUCGAAACCAGGGAACUAGAGGCCAAGGGUCAAUCUUUGGAACUUUCCUAUGCCCACAAGGGUGGGUUAGUUAUCGAUUCAUCGUACAUCGAACGUGUGGUGGUCACCUCGUUUGAUCCAUAGGAGUGGAUCUGAUUUGGGGUAUCAUGUGAAGACCACUGAUGUGUUAACCCUUGCCUGGGUGUGGUGACGAUACCCCUUGUGACAAUUUGCUUUUGGUGAUAAUUCGUAUUUGGAUUUGGAAUGACGAUGGAUAAAAUCUACAUCGAUUAUUCUCUCGCUUUACCACCAUGGAACCUGUGGAAUUCGACAUAAUUGCCUUCUCUUGACAUUUACCCCGGAUUACAAAUAUCUCAUCACCUAUUCCGUGGAUGAACUGAGCUUUCAUACUUUACUAUCUCAAGACUCCAAGCCUUGUUUCCCCCGUGCUCAGUAGUUUGGGAGUUAUA